CCACGCGCCUCCUCCUUUCCCCCACACGCCCUCCUCCUUUCUUAUAGCUUUUUUUGUUAUCUAUCUCAAUUUACUCGUUUCGAAUCCUGAUCGUCAUAGCAAUUUCCGACGACUUAUCAAAGGAGUUAUCUUCCCGCAUAGGCCUGAGAGAGAGGUGACUCUGCUCUUACUAAAGCAAGAAGAAGAUGGGAUCAAAAACUCCUUCCACAUCGACUCAUGAAGCCAAUGCUUCUGUAGAUGAAAGGUCUAGAAAAGGUAAAGUACCGAAAAGGAUUAACAAGGCUGUUAGGGAGAGGCUUAAGCGCGAGCAUUUGAAUGAGCUUUUCAUCGAAUUAGCUGAUUCGCUUGAGCUGAAUCAGCAGAACAGUGGAAAAGCUUCGGUACUGUGUGAAGCUACUCGAUUCUUGAAGGACGUGUUUGGUGAGAUUGAGUCCCUUAGAAAGGAGCACACUUCUCUCCUCUCUGAAUCUAACUACGUAACGACAGAGAAGAAUGAGCUCAAGGAAGAAACAUCAGUGCUCGAGAGCGAGAUCUCUAGACUACAAUCCGAGAUAGAAGCAAAAGUGAAUCAGUCCAAACCAGACUUGAACACCUCUCCUGCGCCUGAGUACCAUCAUCAUCAUCACUAUCAACAACAUGCCGAGCUUGCAUCCCAGUUUUCAGGACUUCCCAUUUUCCAAGGCGCGGCGGGCUAUCAACAAUCUUCUGCUGCGACUCCUCCUGGUGCUACAGUUCUUGUUCUUCCGAUGCAACCUGAUCUCCAGACACAAGCGCCUCUGAUGUAUAAUAGCUCAAAUGUGAGUAAGCCGUGUCCAAGAUAUGCUAACGCGGCUGACUCGUCGUGGCCUUCUCGGCUACUUGGAGAGCGUCUAAAAGCUAAUGAAUGAGAGUCUUGGGCAGGGAAAUUUGUGAAGGACUCUUGGUUUUUGUAUUUAGCUUCGUCUAGUGUCCUUGUGGGUUUUGGCCUUGGCCAUUUCUUGUUUUUGUGGUUUGUCCAUAGGAUCAGAAAAGUUUAUGGCUCUUUAUGGGGUCGUUUGAGAAAAGUUAAGGAAAUAAUUAGCUCUAACCUUCGUUG
Messenger RNA from Brassica oleracea var. oleracea, 1075 nucleotides. Its product is annotated as transcription factor bHLH47. The record is from RefSeq and is a predicted model, not a curated record. NCBI's taxonomy places the organism in Eukaryota, Viridiplantae, Streptophyta, Magnoliopsida, Brassicales, Brassicaceae. The transcript is spliced from 5 exons. The coding region runs from base 186 to 887 and encodes 233 amino acids. Gene Ontology annotation, molecular function: protein dimerization activity.